This is a messenger RNA of Triticum dicoccoides, 1588 nucleotides long. RefSeq names its product L10-interacting MYB domain-containing protein-like. Bases 320 to 1564 code for a protein of 414 amino acids. The record is from RefSeq and is a predicted model, not a curated record. The transcript has 3 exons. NCBI's taxonomy places the organism in Eukaryota, Viridiplantae, Streptophyta, Magnoliopsida, Poales, Poaceae.
UCCUCCUUGCACGGCUCGCGUACAGAACAGAGAAGCCCAGACUCGAACCGUUCUCGCUCCUCUGCUCCCUCCUCAAACCCUCGCCGCCGCCAGUCGCGCCGCCAGACCCGCUGCCCCCGUCGCCGGCCGAAUCCCCUCCUGCGCGUACAGAUCCGGCCACCCCGGCCUCUUUCCCGCCGGAUCCCCUGCUCAGCAGCGCUCGUCCCGGCACCAGGUUGGAGCAGCGAGCCCUUGACAAUGGCGAACUCAGCAGGUCGCCAUUGACGCCGGAGCCAGGAGCAGCAGCCCAGAGGCCGAGCCCCCUCGCCCAAACCACAAGAUGUCAUCGGAUAGUGAAAGUGAUGAUGACACUAAUUAUGAAAGAAAGAAAAUUAUGGUUUUACAAUAUCAACAUGAUAUGGACAUGCGUUGUUCAGGCGUGUCUUCCAUAGUUGGUAAGUAUUGUAAAAGUUGGGUCAUGAAGGCCGAACCUAGGACAUCUAGGUUGACUGGUUUUGAAUGGUCGCAAGAGACUAUUGGCACUCCCGGAGAGACAUACACAAUGUUGAGAAUGAAUGCACAUGUGUUCUUUGAUCUUCAUGACAAGUUGGUGGCAGAGUAUGGCCUCAAAGAAACAUGCUUUGUUACCACUUAUGAGUCUCUAGCUAUGUUCUUAUGGACCUUGGGGGGUUGUGAAUCAAAUAGGAGAACCCAAAACCGUUUCAAACAUGGAGCAGAUACGGUCCAUCGUAAGUUCCAUGAUGUUCUACAUUGUGUGAUCAAAAUGUCAUCUCACUACAUUAGGCCUCAAGACCCAAAUUUUCACAUUGUGCAUGAUAGGAUUAAGCGUGAUAAAAGGGCUUUUCCUCACCUCAAAGAUUGUAUUGGUGCAAUAGAUGGGACACAUAUUAGGGCUUCUAUUCCGGAAGGACCUUCAAAAGUAAGGUACAUUGGAAGAACGGGUGCAACAACUCAAAAUGUGAUGGCAGUAUGCGACUUUGAUAUGCAUUUCACCUACGCUUCAAUUGGACAACCGGGUUCUAUGCAUGACACAAGUGUCCUAUUCCAUGCAAUUGAAAAUGACAAGGCCAUAUUCCCACAUCCUCCCAAGGGCAAGUAUUACCUUGUAGACGCCGGUUAUCCUAACAGAGAUGGCUAUCUAGCACCCUACAAAGGAGAACGCUAUCACAUCCCCGACUUCCAGAGAGGUGCGCCCCCAACUACUCCUGUAGAGAAGUUCAACCGGCUCCACUCUUCCAAGCGCAAUACCAUAAAGAGAACCUUUGGUGUAUGGAAGAUGAAAUGGCAAAUCUUGCUCAAGAUGCCAAACUACUCGAUUGCAACACAAAAGAUGAUUGUUGCGGCUACCAUGACACUACACAACUAUGUCCGCCUCCAUGACAAAGAGGAUCUCCACUUUCUUCGGUGUGAGAGGGAUCCGGAUUAUGUUCCAACUAUUCCUGAUAGAUACAAGAAGUGUGCUAUUCCUUCAAAUGCAUCGGAUGCUUCAACAACGGCAGAAAGCGGUCCUAACAUGGAUUUGUUUAGGCAUGAACUAGCUACAGCCAUUGCUCUUAGUUGGUGAAGAAAUCAUGUUCAUGAUUUUCUA